Molecule: messenger RNA, 2405 nt
Organism: Hyalella azteca
Lineage: Eukaryota; Metazoa; Arthropoda; Malacostraca; Amphipoda; Hyalellidae
Exons: 2
Coding region: 905-2164 (419 amino acids)
Biological process (GO): regulation of transcription by RNA polymerase II; embryonic morphogenesis
Cellular component (GO): nucleus
Molecular function (GO): DNA-binding transcription factor activity, RNA polymerase II-specific; RNA polymerase II transcription regulatory region sequence-specific DNA binding
Source: RefSeq, a predicted model, not a curated record
UGGCGCAGAGGCGGAGGGAUUUGGUAUAACUGCUUCACUCUCAGUAUAAGUGGUAUAUUGAAGGCCCCUCCUCUUAAUUUACCUGUAAUAGGAUUGGGUUUGUUAAAGGGAGGAGCAAAGAUGAUUGCGAAGAGCUUUAGGAUCUAGCAUUAAUAGCCAGUCUAUAGAUAGCAGUGCUAUUGAGAGGCCAGCCGCUUCAUUCCCGAUACCCAGGCCAUCGGUUGCACAAUAUGCUCGGCAGAGCCUCAUUUACCUUGAUAGCAAUAUUGAAAAUCGUUGCUUAACUUAACAAAAUACUUUACCAGUCAGCGAGACGGUGCCGACUUAGCUCUAAACUUGAUUAUUUUGCAUGCCAUGCCCAAUACAAACGGUGGAUGAAACGUGAAAUUCGUUAGUGCCGAAUUGUGAGCAUCCAGGAAAGAUAUCGUCUCAGCUAGUCGCGUGGAACAAUCUUUCAAUUUUGAAAAAAUGAAUCUGUUAUAACAUGCUUCAUAUUGUUCGGGCUCUAUAUGUGUGAAGAAUUAUAACACAACUAUUUUAAUCCGUUUAUGGGAUUUUCAAAUUUCCUGAACUUUGUUGUUUCAGUUGCUUCUGAUAUUGGAUGUGAUAAACCUCAAAAUGAAAUGACGUUACAACAGAUUUGAGUUUUAAGUACCUUCCAUUGGUUUUACUCUAAGUUAAAACUCGUGUUUAGUGAAUAAAGAGAAAUUGAGUAUUAGUAAGGAAAAUUCAAAGCGUAGUUAUUAACAAUAUGAAAAAAAUUAUAAAAUAGAAAAUACAAGCAUAAGGAAUAAUUCCUCGCCUGCGGCCAUAACACAUUUGUUCUACGUGAUUUAUCUGAAACUUUCCAAUCUAAAUUUUGUGGAAUAAAUCAGCAAAUCUUUAAAGUUGUUGAGGAGACAACAUGUCCAGCGCAGCCGUCAACGUCACAUUAGGCGAUAAGCCGCAGUCCGCCUUCAGUGCGGUCGUCCGGAAGAGUUUCUCGUCCUUCUCAGUGGACUCAAUAUUAGCAGGAUCCCCCAGCACAGACACCCCUCACUCGAAAGGGGAUUCUUCUGCCAUUGAAGGUGAUUAUGCUCACGAUUCCGACUAUCGUCGGGAGGUUGAUGAUUAUCCGAGUGAGGGUGAGUUCAGAUCAGACGAUAAUUUCCGAAGAGACGAUUCUUCUUCUGUUGGCGACGACGUUUUUAUUCCCAGAGAGGAUGAUAGGAUCAGAGUGGUGGUUGGGAAUGGUGCAGACUCUGUUCAAGAGACCGAAGAUCGGGGAGGUGGAGGAGAUGGGAAUGACGACAGUGGCGGAGGUGAAAACUGUAUUCGAUCCAAUAGCAAUUUCCUUGCAUCAACACCAAACACAGCCAAAUACUUGGGCCUACACGGGGACAGUGCAUUCAGGAUCGCCACCACAGCAGCCCAGGCUUUCACUCUACUCCACAAUCGUCUAAACCGAUCUCCGGAGUUACCGAAGGACCGAAGAUUACCUCGAUCUCCUUCACCACGUACUCCAGGCUGUGAUGAAGACAUAGAGGACGCCGAUGAUGACAUCCAUGUCGACUCUGAAGAACAGGAUGAAAAAGAACGUUCUGAACUAUCUUCACAGACGGUGGUGAGGCCGACGGCAGUGGGUCCCAUUCAAGAGCCCCGGUUUCCUGGGGUAGGUCCUCCAGCUUUACUUGGUCACCUACCGCAACAUGGACUAUGGCCUUCCUUUCCCUUCCUGCAUCACCAGCUCUCCCUCAGAGCCCUUCAGAAAUCCCCAGAAAUGCCCCGCUUCAACGUGCCGAUAAAAGUGACGCUUCGCAAGCACAAGCCAAACCGCAAGCCGCGGACGCCGUUCACGACGCAGCAGCUGCUCGCCCUCGAGAAGAAGUUCCGUGAGAAGCAAUACCUGAGCAUCGCUGAGCGCGCCGAGUUCAGCGCUUCACUUAACCUCACCGAAACUCAGGUCAAAAUUUGGUUCCAGAACCGCCGUGCCAAAGACAAGAGACUCAAGGAGUCCGAAAUGGAACGAAUCCGUUUGGCAUCGCAUCCUAUCGUGCCUCAUAAUCCCUUCCUACCUCCCACCUCCCUCAUACCUCCUUUUCUUCUAAACAAUCACCUCAUGGCUGCAGGGGUCUUAAGACAUGGUCUUCACCCUCCUCCUGUGUCAUCCCCUUCCUCCCACUGACACAACUUUGUGUGAUACCAGAACUUUCAUUUUGUAAACGUUUUUCCCAGUAAUUCACAUCCUCCAUGACAUUUUCUUGAACUACAAUUAUAAAUAAAUUAUGAAUCAACGCUAAGAGCGUUAUGGAUGGCAGCCAUGCUUCACUACGAAGCAACGAAUAUGCUUACUUGAUAUAAAUCCAACCUGUAUUACUUAAUCAAUUGAAAAAAACUUGCGUUUUAAGUUAUUUAAAUAUUCAACU